Molecule: messenger RNA, 249 nt
Organism: Rotaria sordida
Lineage: Eukaryota; Metazoa; Rotifera; Eurotatoria; Philodinida; Philodinidae
Source: the annotation of a GenBank genome assembly
AUGACUUCAUGUCAAAGUGGACAGGUGACAAUGGACUACUGCGAUUAUUUUAAUGGAUGGCCUUUUCAACAAACACCCUCACUUGUUCAUGUUGGAUUAUCGAUGAUUGACACACAAAGCCAUGAUCGUAAUGUCCGAAUACAAGUGUCGGCAGAAUCGAUUACUCCAUAUGGAUUCAAUCUCCGUUUUCGAUCCUGGGGCGAUUCGUUCACACAUAAUGCAGGUGUCAGCUGGUUCGUCUGUCCAUAA